Messenger RNA from Gadus chalcogrammus (walleye pollock), 2417 nucleotides. RefSeq names its product microtubule-associated protein 9 (gene map9). The coding region runs from base 224 to 2194 and encodes 656 amino acids. Gene Ontology annotation, molecular function: microtubule binding. NCBI's taxonomy places the organism in Eukaryota, Metazoa, Chordata, Actinopteri, Gadiformes, Gadidae. The record is from RefSeq and is a predicted model, not a curated record. Gene Ontology annotation, cellular component: astral microtubule. Gene Ontology annotation, biological process: mitotic spindle assembly; mitotic cytokinesis; regulation of mitotic cytokinesis. The transcript has 13 exons.
CAAAAUCAGCAGGCUAAUGCUAGCUUGCUGGUUGACUUUGUUUGAUAAACGGUUUUAAUGUGUAAUCUUCCAACUGAGUCUAUUUUAAAUAAUCCGAAUAUAUAUUUAUAGUUUUUCGUUCAGGAAGAUAGCGUCACAUCGUAUAUCUUUCGAAUCCUAUGCGCACAAAAUAGCUUCCGUCCUUUAGCUUUCUGGAUAAGGCACGCAUGUCCGUAUUUCCAGAAUGACCGACAAGGACUUUAUUACUCUGGCUUAUUCUAAAAGUCCAAAGGUGUCCAGAAGAACCACCUUCCAGGAUGAACUGCAGGCUGUGGUCUCCGCCAGGGCCAGCCGAACGAAUGCUGACCGAUAUUCAUUUUCGGAUGACCUAGAUGAUGAGGAAAACGACUUUCUGAAACAGCUCGGGUCGAGGAGAAACCGAGCCAGUGCCUUCAAGACCGGGAGGAGCAAAGCCAAGAUCAACGACUUUGACCUUUCAGACGAUGAGUCUAAACACGGUGCUGCAAAGAAAAGAGUUUCCUUCCUCAAGACCCAGAGAGGCGGCUCCCCGUUGGAGAGCACGUCCCUCAAGGAUGCGCCUGAGAAGCACCGCCCUGACACCAUCACCAGGGGUCCGUCCGACCACACCCCGUCUCCUGCCGACAGCGUCGACAGAGGAGACUCGGCCGACAGAAGCGGUGGGGAUCACGCGUCCCUUUGGUCGACUUCGCUGUCACGACAGACGUCUGAUGUUAACAGUCCGGCACCGAAGUCGCCUUUGACCUCACCGUUCGACGAUGGCGGGGACGAGGCAGUGAGUCGCACGUCUCCUCCUGGCGAUAGCCAAGAGGAACGCCACUCGGUUGGAGACCAGGAGAGACCAAACUCUAGCUCUCCCGAGCUGAGACCCGGCCAAGUGGAUGCAGCCUCAACCGAUGCUGGUGUAGAUGGCGUCGCUGGAAGGCCUGCCCCCAGACCCAGACCCAGAGCCAGGCAGAGAUCCAACGGUCCGGGCCCCCGGGUUGCAGAGAGCACUUCUGCAGAACCCCAGUCUUCACAGAGCCUCCACUCCAUAUCUGACGGGUCCCUCACACACCCAACACCUGUCCCCCCCAUGGAUGGGGUCACUCCCAGAGACCUAAGUCCACCUGGGUCAGAGGGGGAUGGCACGACGUCGUCAAAUAGUCAGUCUUUGCCGUUACCCCGAAGUGAGCCGUUAACCUCCCUCACCAGGACCACGAUGGACUCUGCCAGUCUAGACUGUCUGUAUUCGGACGACAGCAAAGAGCCUGAGCGGAAUUACUCUACGUCGUUUGAAGAAUUUCAAAAAGAUUUGGAAGAACAGCUGGACCCGGCCGGACAUCGCCAUAGCAUCGGAAACAUAUCUGAUCCCAGGCGGCCACCAAGUUCCCUCAUCAGAAGCUCUGGCAGGUCCAAGAGUGCGUGUUCGUCCAGAGUAGAGUCCCGUUACCUGGGGAGCCUGAAGCUACUGGACCACAGUUCUGCUCCGGGUCAGCCCCAGCUGGAGGCAGGAGACUCUCUCAGAGCUGCGGUUUACCAGGAAUGGCUCAGAAAGAAACAGGAGACAUCGAAAGAACGAGAACAGCAGAAGAAGAGAGAGUAUUCCCUUAAAGAAGAAAAACAUAAAACGGAUGAGAGCGACAAGAAGGAAAAUGCACUGGCGUCUUUUGAGGCUUGGAAGGAAAAGAAAAGUGAAACACUGAAAGCAAAAGCCAGAGAAAAAGAGGCCAUGGCAAGAAAACAACAGAAAGCAGCAGCAGAUUCAGAAGAGAAGAAGCAGAUGGCUAAAGAGGUAUUUGUGAAAUGGAAGAAGGGGCAUGACGAGCUGUUGAGAAAGAAGUACAGAAUACAAAAAGAAGCUGAAAACAAACUGAAGCAGAAGAAAAUGGAAAAGGAGGAAGAGCGUAAGACAUGCAGCAAAUAUUUUUAUUCAGAUUGGAGCGAAACGAAGAAGAACGUCAUAGGUGAAAAAGUGACCAUCGAGCGCAAAAAAAGCAAAAAGAAGGCAGAGGAGGAGAAGAGCGAGAAGGAAGAGAAAGAUAAAAUGGCUUUGGAGAUGUACGAAAAGUGGCUGACCAUGAAGGAGCGUGACCUGAGGAGGCAGAAGGAGGAGAGGAGGAUCCAGGCUAUCCUCCAGGACACCCCCCCGCCGCCCUGGAGCCCCCCCAAUAAAACCAUACCUCAUAGGAAAUAACACGCUCAUCUCCAAUCACUGUUGUUAACACAACACACCUUACAGGAGGAAAAACAUACUGUGUUCCCAACCACGUUUGGACUUUUAUGCUGAGAAUUAGGAGAGCCCUCUUUUAAUCAGUCUACUUAGACCGGGUCUGAUUUUCUGUGUGUGUGUGUGUGUGUGUGUGUGUGUGUGUGUGUGUGUGUGUGUGUGUGUGUGUGUGUGUGUGUGUGUGUGUGUG